CACCAAAAAAGUGCUCAUAAAUUUUGUUUCCAUUCUCCCAUUCCAUCAAUAUUGCCUCCAGCUCCUCCUCUACCAUGCUUUCUUUGGUCAAAAUCCUCUUCUAAGGUAGAAGAAGACACUUUACAAGAUCACUGCAAUUCUUUAAGAUGCAGCUAGAAACCCUAGAGGUGGCAAGAAGUUCUUAACUUUGUCUUAAAACUCAUCUGGGUGUUUAUCAAGCUAGUCAACGUACUACUCAUGUCAAUGCUAGAAACCGAGAUGCACUUUAUUGAAGGUUCUGAACCUCAUUAAAGAAAUGGUGCAGAGAGAGAAGGAUACUUUUGUCAUUGCAAGAAGAAAAAAGGAAUACGGUUGUUUUGCUAGCAAAUGGGGAAUUAGCACGUCAACCACCUUCUAUACAAAUUGGGAAUUAUUUAGUCAGGGGGACAUACAACACCAAAGAGUGUGUAUAUAUAUAGAAAGGUUAGGUUAGAAUUAAGGAAGGCAGCCCCAUUCUUAAGAAAAAGGUUGGAUUUGAGGAAGGCAGCCAUUUUUCUUAAGGAGAAAAGAAGAAGUUGGGAACAAACAAACAUGGGAAGGCCUCCUUGUUGUGAUGAGAAUGGCCUCAAGAAAGGCCCUUGGACAUCUGAAGAAGAUCAAAAGCUUGUCAAAUACAUCCAAAAACAUGGCCAUGGAAGCUGGAGAGCUCUUCCCAAACUUGCAGGGCUUAACAGAUGUGGGAAGAGUUGCAGGUUAAGAUGGACAAAUUACUUAAGGCCAGAUAUCAAGAGAGGGAAAUUUUCCCAAGAUGAAGAACAAACAAUUCUGAAUCUUCAUGCUGUUCUUGGAAACAAAUGGUCAGCAAUUGCAGGCCACCUACCUGGUCGGACUGACAAUGAAAUCAAGAACUUCUGGAAUACCCAUUUGAAGAAAAAGCUUAUUCAAAUGGGAUUUGACCCCAUGACACACCGGCCUCGAACUGAUAUCUUCUCGAGCUUGCCUCAUCUUAUAGCUCUGGCUAAUUUGAAAGAGCUUGUGGAUCACCACUCAUGGGAAGAACAGGCUGUGAGACUACAAGCAGAGGCUAUUCAAAUGGCUAGGGUUCAAUACCUACAAUAUCUUCUCCAACCCCUAGCUUCUAAUGGAGCUACCAACAACAACUUAAACAGUAGUUUCAUGGACAUGGACAGUACUCUUAGUCUUUUGAAUUCACUUUCUUCCAUGAAAGAUAACUUAGCUUUGAGUUCACCUCAUCAAUUGGAUACCCCAACACAAUCUCUUGGAACUUCCACACUUCAAUCAGUCCCUGAUUCAAUCCUUUUCUCUCAUUUGCCCCAGUUGGAAAACCCUUGCACCUAUCAAACACCAUUAAACAAGGACAAUAUGGUUCAAGCAAAUGAGUUUACGGCAUUUAGCCAAGGCGAAAACUCUCCCAAUUCUCCAUGGCUUGCUUCAUCUUCAAGUACUCCAUCUCCUUCCGUGGCUCCACCCGCAGAGACUAAUUCCAUCGAUGCUUGCAGUACUUCAAGCUAUGAAGGAGCCCCUUUUGCUUGGCCUGACCUACUCCUCGAGGACCCUCUAUUCCAUGAGCUUUCUUAGUCUUAGAUGUGUGUGAAAGGUUUGUAGUUGCACUUGCACCACCACUUUAUACUCUGUGUGUAAUAGUAAUUCUCCUAAGCGUAUUAUACUCUUCGUCGUGUGUAUAAUCUUCGUCAUGAUACGCCAGCUGUUUCUAGUGGUUGAGUAGUAUUGUAAUCUAUGGAUUUGAAAUCUUAAGAAAUGCUUGAGCUA
Messenger RNA from Quercus robur (English oak), 1770 nucleotides. Its product is annotated as transcription factor MYB93-like. The transcript is spliced from 5 exons. Lineage: Eukaryota; Viridiplantae; Streptophyta; Magnoliopsida; Fagales; Fagaceae. Bases 571 to 1578 code for a protein of 335 amino acids. The record is from RefSeq and is a predicted model, not a curated record.